Annulohypoxylon truncatum is the source of this 1296-nucleotide messenger RNA. RefSeq lists its product as uncharacterized. The record is from RefSeq and is a predicted model, not a curated record. Lineage: Eukaryota; Fungi; Ascomycota; Sordariomycetes; Xylariales; Hypoxylaceae. Bases 1 to 1296 code for a protein of 431 amino acids. The transcript is spliced from 5 exons.
AUGCAGCUCCCACCCACUUCCGUCAUUGAGAGCUGGCCAACGCCGAACUAUGUUAACCCGGAAACGAGAGGCCGAUUGGGGAUGAUCGUCGGCCUCUUACUCGCUGUGAUGGUUACGAUCACUUUGGCGAUUCGCUUGUACGCACGGAAAUGGCUGACCCAAAGGUUUGGGCUUGACGAUGUCUUCAUAAUGCUUGCAUACCUUCCGGCCACGACAUACACAAUUAUCGGUGUUAUUACAGAGGAGAAAUUCCAAUGGAACCGACAUACUUGGGACCUCGAACCAGAAUUAUUCGUCCCGGGCUUGCAGUUGAUACUCGCCAACCAGAUACUAUUCAAUUUAGCCACUAGUUUAACGAAAUUGUCGAUACUCUCGCUUCUGUAUCGGCUCACAUCUGCCUCGGGAGAUCGAAAGAUGACCAUUGCUGUGUUAGUAUCAAUAGCAGUGGUUAGCCUUAAUUGCUUCGUUUUUAUCCUGGUCAGCAUAUACCAAUGCACACCUUUAUCGGAAUUUUGGGAGCUCUCGUCGAAGCCACAAAAUUGUAUCGAUCAGGAUGCCCAUCUCAGGGCGAUCAACCUUAUCAAUACUCUCACCGACUGGCUCGUCGUGCUCCUUCCCCUUAAGACGGCGCUUGGAUUAAAUUUGCCUGCUAGGAAAAUUGGCAUAAUCAUCUUCCUCUUCGGUCUCGGCGUCCUUGCGAGUUCAGCAGGGAUUGCAAGAUGUUAUUUCGCAUGGAUGUUAACCACCAGCUUCGACUCCGUCUGGGAUAAUUGGUCGUCGUGGUUUUGCAGCGCCCUUGAGUUAAAUAUUGGUAUAAUAUGCGCCUCGAUUCCAGCAACAAAGCUUUUCUUUUCGAGAUAUUUCCCAAGUGUAUUUGAGACUACGUUUAGACAGCGUAGCUCCAUGGCUAUAGACUGGAACAUAAAGCUAGUGACGCAGUCACCAUCUUUGCCUACCUUCAUCGACCGGUCGUCUUCAUCAUCGACCUUCCUUCCGCAGCACCCACCGCCGCCACUCUCCUAUCCUCAACGUGCCAACCUCAAUAAACCAUUACCACCUAUCGUAUCUGACCGACACGUCGAUCUGGAGGCGCAAACGGUCCCCGAGAAUGAAUUUAGUUCAUAUCCCCGCCCCCUGAAAACGUCAUUACCCCAGCGGGCUGGUGUAAGGUUCAGUCCUUGUAGGAAUCUGCCACCGAGCAAUUCAGAAUCACAAGAUCGAACCACCAUCUUAAUCAUGUAUCGAGCCGAUAACGAGUCGGUGCCUAUGCAUCAAUAUCCAGCCGCGCCUCAUUAG